AUGGCGCUGCGGCGCCUCCUGCUGCUGCUGCUGCCGCUGCUCUCGCUCCAGCCCUUGGACCUGCUGCCCGGAGCCUGGGGCGCCCGCGGCCGUGCCGCCAACCGGACCCUGAGCGCCGGCGCCGCGGCCGUCGGGGGCCGGCGGCCCGGGGGCGCCCUGGCCCGGGGCGGCCGCGAGCUGAACGGCACCGUCCGGGCGCCCGGCGGCCCGGAGGCGGGGAGCCGGCGGGGACAGCCAGCAGCGGCGGUGGCGGCGGCCAGCGCGGCCGUCACCUACGAGACGUGCUGGGGCUACUACGACGUGAGCGGCCAGUACGACAAGGAGUUCGAGUGCAACAACAGCGAGAGCGGCUACCUGUAUUGCUGCGGCACCUGCUACUACCGCUUCUGCUGCAAGAAGCGCCACGAGAAGCUGGAUCAGCGCCAGUGCACCAACUACCAGAGCCCGGUGUGGGUGCAGACGCCCAGCACCAAGGUGGUGUCGCCGGGGCCCGAGAACAAGUACGACCCGGAGAAGGACAAGACCAACUUCACCGUCUACAUCACCUGCGGGGUGAUCGCCUUCGUCAUCGUGGCCGGCGUCUUCGCCAAGGUCUCCUACGACAAGGCCCACCGCCCGCCGCGGGAGAUGAACAUCCACAGGGCUCUGGCUGACAUCCUAAGACAACAGGGACCAAUCCCCAUAGCACACUGUGAAAGAGAAACUAUCUCGGCCAUCGAUAGCUCUCCCAAAGAGAACACGCCGGUCCGAUCAUCCUCCAAAAACCACUACACCCCCGUGCGCACGGCCAAGCAGACUCCAGGACAUUAUGGGAAGGAUGCUUACCGAAGUGGAGGACCUGAUCUCCAUAACUUCAUCUCAUCUGGAUUUGUCACAUUAGGAAGAGGACACACGAAGGGUGAUCAUCAGUAUAACCAUCCGAUUUUAAGCAGCGCUACCCAGACCCCUACACAUGAGAAGCCUCGGAUGAACAACAUCCUGACAUCGGCCACUGAGCCCUAUGACCUCUCCUUCUCACGCUCCUUCCAGAACCUGGCCCACCUGCCCCCAUCCUAUGAGUCUGCAGUGAAGACCCACCCCAGCAAGUACUCAUCCCUGAAGAGGCUAACCGACAAGGAAGCUGACGAGUACUACAUGAGACGGCGGCACCUGCCUGACCUGGCCGCCCGCGGCACCCUCCCCCUCAACGUCAUCCAGAUGUCCCAACAGAAACCGCUGCCUCGCGAGCGACCCCGCCGGCCCCUCCGGGCCAUGUCGCAGGACCGGGUCCUUUCCCUGGAGCGAGGCCUGCCGGACGACUUCGGCCUGCCCUACGACCGCCUCCUCUCGGACGAGCAGCUGCUCUCCACCGAGCGCCUGCACUCCCAGGACCCGCUGCUGUCCCCGGAGCGGACGGCCUUCCCCGAGCAGUCCCUGGCGCGGGCCAUCUCGCACACGGAUGUCUUCGUGUCCACGCCUGUGCUGGACCGCUACCGCAUGACAAAGAUGCACUCGCAUCCCAGUGCCUCGGAUAACUCGUACGCCACCCUGGGCCAGAGCCGCACGGCGGCCAAGCGCCAGGCCUUCGCCUCGCGCAGACACAACACCGUGGAGCAGCUGCACUACAUCCCGGGCCACCACACCUGCUACACAGCCAGCAAGACAGAAGUGACCGUGUGA
Budorcas taxicolor (takin) is the source of this 1659-nucleotide messenger RNA. It is a transcript of the gene SHISA6, whose product is annotated as shisa family member 6. NCBI's taxonomy places the organism in Eukaryota, Metazoa, Chordata, Mammalia, Artiodactyla, Bovidae. The transcript is spliced from 6 exons. Gene Ontology annotation, cellular component: AMPA glutamate receptor complex; postsynaptic density; postsynaptic membrane. The coding region runs from base 1 to 1659 and encodes 552 amino acids. Gene Ontology annotation, biological process: regulation of short-term neuronal synaptic plasticity; regulation of AMPA receptor activity. The record is from RefSeq and is a predicted model, not a curated record.